Besnoitia besnoiti is the source of this 3342-nucleotide messenger RNA. RefSeq lists its product as uncharacterized. Bases 1 to 3342 code for a protein of 1113 amino acids. Lineage: Eukaryota; Apicomplexa; Conoidasida; Eucoccidiorida; Sarcocystidae. The record is from RefSeq and is a predicted model, not a curated record. Gene Ontology annotation, molecular function: 2-oxoglutarate-dependent dioxygenase activity. The transcript has 4 exons.
AUGCGUGGAGCCCCCGAGGAGACGUUCCACGACGGCACCUGGGCCGAGGCCCUCAGGGUCCACGGCGCGGACGCAGCAGCGUCACAGAGUCAGCCUGAGGGAGCGAGACAGCCUCGCAGCAGCGAGGAGAGAAGCGAGCCACAGUCGCUCUCCACAGGAAGAGGGGGACGCGCAGCCGUCCACAGAGCCGCAGCGGCGCCUGGAGACACUCGUGAGGGGCGGCCUGGCGACAGCGGUGGGCGGAGGCCUCACAGCAGAGACGGCAGAAGGCAAAGCACGCGUGAGGCCAAGACCUGGGCAGAGGCGGAGCGGCUAGCCUGCGGCGGCGAAGAGGAGACACGUGGUGUGUCGGCGUCCUGUUGGCGUUGCCACUUCAUUCGAGCCCUGGCGUUUUUUGGUGGCGAGUUCUUCACGGCGGAAGCCGGCCUCACGCAGCUUCUCUCGUAUUUCCAACGAGGAAAUCGCUUCCACCGUCUCUGGUGUGGGGUCUCCCCCCCCUGUGGCCGGGCCGCCCCUCACGAGUGUCUCCUGUCUGCGAAUGUCUCAGAAGCUGCGGCCGACCGCGGCGCAGAGCUGCCUCCAGGGCAUCGGUUGCUCAUCGCGGCGGUUUUAAAGGCGUUCGCGGAGCCGCCGUUUGCGUUUUUCCCGAGCUUUGACCCGCGCGCACCCUUCUUCCAGGCGCCUGUCUUUUCGGGGCGACUGGACUCGCUACCGGAAGCGGAGACCUGUCACUGUGCGACUCGUGGAGAGAACCCGGAAUGCGCUGUCACCACUGACGUGGAGAAGGAGGAUCCGGUCCACGAGGAGCGGCCUGGCGCGGAUCGAGAUGCGUCAGCUGAGAAAAAACAGAAGGUGGAGAAGGCGAGCGGGAGUUCUUCCUCGUCUCCGCGUUCCGCCUCGUCUCCCUCCAGUAUGCCUCUGUCCCCUUCGCCUCUGUCGCCUCUUCAAGGGGGAGUUUCGGCCUCGCCCUGUGGUCUUCUCGCCUCUUCGUCCCGCGGUCACCCCUCCGCGUUGCUGUCCGCGGCUAGCGCGGCCGCCGGCGGGUCCCUCUGUCGACGCGUUCGCGUGUCUUGGCUAGCUGAGACCAAGGCGCGAGUCGACGCUCUGCACGCGGCGAGUUGGAGGUCGUUGCACGCGGGGAAAUGGAGCGAAGUUCCGCAGACGUUUCGCGGCCUCUACGCCCUCACGGCGCUGCUGCUCGGCGUCCUGUACGCUGCCAACGCAAGCGCCGCCAAGCUCCAGCGAACCAGAACGGAGAAACCGAGAGCCCAUAGGUCGGCGGCGGCGGCAACUGCGCCAGUCGGAGCAUGCAGCGCUGAAGGGAACUGGGCAGGAGAGAGAGAGAGGGAAUCGAAUAGAAGGUGCCGGCUAGGUUCUGGCGCGGUGGGAGCGCCAUCGGAUUGUGGAGAUGACGACACCGACAGCGGUGGAGACAGCGACGCCUCCGGAGGAGACGAAUCCGACGAGUCUGGAGAGCACUUGUCAGUUGCUGAACUGCCGCCGAGCCCCCCUCGCCACGGUGGCGGCUUCGCCCGUCUCGCCUUUCGGUACGCGGAUCUUGGGUUGAUUAUGGGCGGCCCGAACACGCCCGUGUACCGUCUGCUGCAGUCGCUCUUGACGAAGCUCGCUGAGGCAAAAGAAAACAGGUGGCGACUGCUUCCUCCUGCCGCUCAGUCCCCGCCUGCUGCGAAGGCUUGUCGGCGGUGCGCGUCCGAAUCCGACGAAAAAAAGCAGGGCCGUGCUGGGGGCAGUUCAGCUCGCGCGGAAGGGCGUCGAGACCCAGCUGGAUCCGUGGGCGGGUCUCUUGGGAGGUCGGCGACCUACAGUAGUCGAUGGGGCAUGCAGAUGGUUCCUCUGGUCGACGCGAGCGACCUCUCUUUCUCCGGCUUUCUGUCGCAGUUUUUCGCGCCGCAGCGUCCCGUGCUCAUUCGCGGCGGUGCCGCUCACUGGCCUGCUGUCGCCAAGUGGAGCGACUGGAGUUUUCUGAAGCAGAAACUGAGCGACAGGCUCCUGCCGGUCGAGGUCGGCCGCGCGUACACCGCCGAGGAUUGGACCCAGCAGCUCAUCCGCGGCGAGGCGCUGCUCUCGGCCGUCCUCGAGCCAGAGGAGGAGACGAGCGACGAGGCAGAAGGCCUUGAAGGCCCUGGAGGAAGGGCCGCGGUCGGCGGCGGUGAAGCGGCCGAAGUCAUCCAGCAGCAGGGAAGCGCAGACUUUCGGGCGGCGGACGGCGACGGGAAAACUGUGGGGCCUAGCGCGGAAAGUGGCUCUGCAGGCGCCGGCGGACCAGCAGCUGAAAGCCGCAGGCGUUCGGGCCGCGUUGCCCGCGCAGCCGAGGAGUCGCCGAGGCGACCGCGCCCUCCAAGGCCGCAGAGUACCCAGAGCGCGAAACGUGAACGAACGCGCAGAACGGCGCGCGCCGCAAGCGACGAAGAAGCCCCUGUGCUCUACAUGGCUCAGCACGCCCUGCUGGAGCAGGUGCCGGCGCUCGCAGCGGACUGUCCCGCGCCUGACUUCUUGCUCUGCGCUGCGAACUCAGACACGCUUAUUCGCCUCGCCUGGAUAGGGCCUGCAGGGACGGUGUCGCCCGCGCACACCGACGCGUGGCAGAAUUUCUUCGUUCAGGUCGUUGGGACCAAGCGCUUGCAGCUCUUCGCGCCUGACGCCUCCGCUUCUCUCUAUCCCUUCCCGAAGGGGCCGCUCACAAACACUUCGGGUGUUCCACUGGAGCUUUUCCUGGCAGAAGGCGACCCCGGGAGGCACGAAGAGGGCGAGGGCAGCCAGGCACAUGAGCCGGUCGACAGCUACUCUGACGGUGCCGGGAAGGGCAGCGAGGCGCAUGGCGGGGGCACCGCAGAGGCUGGAGAGGCAGACGAGGAAGGGCAGCGGCUAGCAUUCGCAAAGCGACGACGCCUGAACCUGCCGCCGCCUCGGCACGCGCCUUACGCGCCCGAGACGGAGACAGAGACAGACGGCCGUCUCGAGAGGCAAGCAGACAAGGCCACAGAUUCGGAAAGGGGGCAGGUACGGGCACAGGACAGAGAGGGCAAGCGUUCGCGGGACGUGUCGCACUCCGCGUCAGCGGCGACGACGGCAGGUGAAGGACACGAGGGCGCGCGCGAGUCAGACGCUGCAGGUAUGACACUUCUCGAUAGGAACGCGUGUGAUGCCGUUGGCGAAGAAGAUGACAGCAAGUGGUUGCAGGCGUCGUUUCCGCUGUUUGAUCGGAAGCGGGGUCUCGAGGCUGUUGUCCAUCCAGGAGACAUCCUUUUCAUUCCGAAGCUGUGGUGGCAUUUUGUGCGUGCCGAGACCGCCUCUGUGUCGAUAUCGAACUGGGUCGACUAG